UCCCAGUUCCCCGUCAGUUUACUUUGAGCUGCGCUUCAGAAUGCUUGGACGAAUCGCAGUUGUAACGCUGCUUCUGGGCCUCAUUGGCUCCGAAGUGCAAUCGGCCAAGUUGGCGGACACGGAGUGCGGCUACUUCAACGAGGAUCAGAUGCUCAAGCAGGGCGGCUUCGCCAGUCCCACCGAGCACCAGUGGCUGGCCCGGGUAGUGUUUGGCAAGGGGUUCGAGGGCAAGAUUCGGGACAAUGGCUGCCUGGGCGUGUUAAUCUCCAAGCGCACUGUUCUGGCCCCAGCCCACUGUUUUGUCCAGUACAACGGCGAGGCUCAGGCCUUCUCGGUGCACCUGGGGGUCUACAACAAGUCCGCUCCCGUGGGGGUGCGUGUCUGCGAGAAGGAUGGCUACUGUGUGCGCCCUGCCCAGGAGAUCAAGCUGGCCGAGGUGGCCAUCCACCCGGAGUACGACUCGCGAACGCUGAAGAACAGCCUGGCCGUGCUCACCCUGCAGCGGGACGCCAAGAUCUACCCGAACGUGAUGCCCAUCUGCAUGCCACCGCCCCACUUGGUCAACGAGACGCUGGUGGGUCAGACCUUCCUGGUGGCUGGGCUGCGUAUCCGCGAGGAUCUGAGGCUGAAGACCUGGGUGAACACGCUCAGUCGUUCGUUCUGCGAGUCGAAGGCCAAGGCGCUGGUGACCAGCAGCAACACGGUGUGUGGCUACCAGACCAAGCCGGAGGCCUACUACUUGGGCGCACCGCUGGUGGGGAUGCAGAAGAAGGGCCACACCACCCAGAACUACUACCUGGUGGGCUUCAUGAUCGACUGGCGCUGGGAGGACAACCGCAUCAUGUCCAGCUUCCUGGCCAUCCGCAACUACCUGGAAUUCAUCUACCAGAACGCCAACUCACUGAUUGUACGCUCCUGAGCGCUGAAUAAAACACAUUCGAGAAAUGCCA
Molecule: messenger RNA, 950 nt
Organism: Drosophila elegans
Lineage: Eukaryota; Metazoa; Arthropoda; Insecta; Diptera; Drosophilidae
Product: CLIP domain-containing serine protease 2
Exons: 2
Coding region: 41-919 (292 amino acids)
Biological process (GO): proteolysis
Molecular function (GO): serine-type endopeptidase activity
Source: RefSeq, a predicted model, not a curated record